This is a messenger RNA of Symbiodinium necroappetens, 6703 nucleotides long. The record is from the annotation of a GenBank genome assembly. NCBI's taxonomy places the organism in Eukaryota, Dinophyceae, Suessiales, Symbiodiniaceae.
AUGGCGCAGAGCACGCAGGAUGCAGCAAAUGGAGCCGGAGGCCUGAAAUCCCAGAUGCAAGAGCAAGUGGACACAGUUGUGCGCCAGAGGCUUGAGCAAGCUUUUGGUUCUGUGUUUGGGAAAGUUUUGGCGGCCACCCAAAGGGCAGCAGAGGCCGCGGAGAAGCAGGCAACAGCAAACAAGACGGAGGGCGUCACCAAAGCCCUCAAACUCGAAGCGUGGAAGCCAGGCUCAAGGGAGGAUGAGCUGAAGACCUGGCGCGAAUGGAGCUUUCAGCUGAGCACUUGGCUGAUUGCACACGACGAGGAGUAUGAAUCCGAUUUGGAUUCUAUUGAUGUUGAUGUGGCUGUGGACCACGCGCUGCUGGAUGGGCCGGCCGUGGCGAGGUCGCAAAAGCUCUUUGGUGUUCUUUGCAACGUGCUGCGAAACAGGCCCUUGCUUAUUGUUCGUGCCCAGGAGAAGGAGAAGAAUGGUUUUGAGUGCAUUCGCCUGCUGCGCCGGGAAAUGGAGCCAAAGGAGCGAUCACGCUCUUUGGCAAUUGUCCGCCAGCUGGCGGCAUGGACCUUCAAGGAAGGAAACCUCCACGAGCAAAUCAUAGCCUAUGAGGACGCGGUCAAGGGCUAUGAGAGCUCCUCGGGCAAGUCGUACCCGGAGGACCUCCAGAUCGCUACGAUCACCGGCGGUCUCAAGGAGCCUCUUCGAAGCCAGGUGCAGCUGCGGAUGACAAGCAGCACGCGGUACUCGGACCUGAGGGAAUGGGUGCUGCACUACGAGGCCAUUAAUACCCCGUGGUCCUCUUCGUUGCCUACCCGACCUGGUGGCGGCAGGGCCCAAGACCAAGGGCCGGCGCCAAUGGACAUCGACCGCAUCAAGGGCAACAAGGGCAAGGACCCCAAGGGGAAGGGAAAAGGCGACAAGGGCAAGAAGGGCAAAGGCAAGGACGGCAAGCACGACAGCGGCAAAGUCAAGUGGAGCAGCCAGACCGACCAGUGGAAGUGGAACAGCCAAAGCGACCAGUGGAAAUGGAACAGCCAAGGGAAGGACCCAAGCAGCCAAGCGAAAGGCGGCAAAGGCGGCAAAGGCGGAGGAAAGGGAAAGCCCGGGACCUGUCACUUGUGCGGCCAGACAGGGCACUGGAAGAACGAGUGCCCCAACAAAGGUGGCAAAGGAGUCCGGCAAGCGGAGGAGCUGGGCACACCACCCCAGAGCUAUGACACCGUGAUCUAUGACAUGACCGAGCUCGACAGCGACCCAGAGCACUACCUGCUGGACAGCUCCGAUGGCGACGACGAGUGGACCUACAGCCCAGAGGCAGCCCAGGAAGGGCUAAAGAACAGAGGGGCGGGAGUGUUCAUGGUCAAGGCAGCCCGGGCGGAUGCAACCCAAACUCCUUCGCUUCAAGCGGCACGGCACGCCGCAGCCGCCGUCAGAGUGCAGAUGCAAGACGCCCAAGGGAAGCAGAUUGUGGAGGAUUGCACCACUUCCCUCACCAUCACCACGCAAGACAAUGACGGCAACGAGGUGGUGAUCCGGGAGAAGUUCGCAAUUGCUGCCGUGAACUCGGUGAUCCUCUCCCUGGGCCGUCUUCUUCGUAGCGGGUGGCUGCUUGGACAAGGCCCAGACGGGCCAGUGAUUACUCGAGGCGGGCGCCAGGUGCCAAUCUGGCUGAAGCGGAACACCCUUAUGCUCACGGCUGUGGUGUCAACCAUCUUGGCCUGCGACUCGGGUGCUCUUCCCCCGGAAGCCGAGGAGGCAGUGCAGCAGCCAGGCUGGGCAAUACUUCCAUCAGGCCUUCCCUUGCUGACCCUCCACAACACAAAGAACGUCAGCCUGGAGGCUUCACUCUGGGAGGCCGACGAUUGGAGUCACAUGGCAAUGUUCGUGAGAUUGAGCCUGAGCUGGUGGAUUCCCACCCACGAUGUGGCCGUGCUCUUCCACGUGGGCGAGCUUGGGGAGAACUUGCUGAGCAACCCGGGGGAUUUGUUCAAGGAGCCGGCAGCUGAUGAGCCGAUGGUUGCCCCAGCAGAGCAGCAGCAUGAAGAGGACGAUGGGAGUGGAGUUUGGGCCGAGAGGGACGUUGCUGGCGCAGCCCCAGACGAGGGCGAGGGAGACAACAUGAUUGAUGAUAUUGAGUUGUCCCUUGAGACCCCCCUCCAUGUUCUCAAGGACUUGUGCCGACGUCUGGGACUUGCAACCAGCGGCUCCAAGGCAAAAGUUCUGCGGCGCCUCCGUUCUCACAAGGAGGUUCUCGCAAAGCAGCUGGCAACAGAAGUCGCAAAGAAGAUGUUUGAUGAAAGCGAGCGGGACCCAAGCAUUCCCGCCACACCGGUCCUGCCCAGUGCUCGCCAGCAAGCCUUGCAUGCAGUGACGCACCAGCCUUUUGCGGCUUGGUGCCAGGCCUGUGUUCUUGGCCGCAGCCGCCAAAGCCCGCACAAAGACAAACCGCAGCCCAAGGAGAACGUGGAGGAGCAAGAGCCAGAGAAGCGGCACGUCUUCCAGAUCGACUACUUUUACACGUUCACCAAGGAGCGUGGGGAGGAGGAACAGCAGCAGCAGCCAGGUGAAGAGGCAGAGGCCGAGCCAGCCAGCAAGGAGGAGCAGGAAGCAGAGGCCGAGAAGCCCGACUAUCGGGACCAGUUUGGGCUGAACUUGGUGGCUGGAGAGUCCACCACUGGGUGGAUCACCACAGUGCCUGUGUUGGCCAAGGGGAGCACGACCCUGAAGAGAGUCGCGGAGACAUUGGUCAGAACGACAAUGCAGAUAGCAGGUGCUGAAGAUGUGGUGCUCCAGUCCGACGCCGAGCCAGCAGCCAAACAGGUGGUGCACGCGGUGCAGGCGUGCAGGGUGAGGCUGGGCCUCAGAACUGUGCCUCGUUUUGUUCCUCGGGCCUCCCAUGCCUCGAACGGUGUUGCAGAGAAAGCGGUGAGCACAGUGAGGAGGCUGGCGCUUACUUUGAAGGCCCAUGUGGAGGACCGAGCGAAGAUCAAGCUGAGUGGCCAGAUGCCUCUCUUUAGCUGGAUCAUGGCCCACGCGGCCUUCCUGCACAACCGCUUCUUCACUACGUGCAAGGGUCUUCCCCCAUAUGAAGUGGUCCAUGGAAGGCGCUACCGUGGACAGCUUGUGCAGUUUGGUGAGUGCUGUGUGGGGUUUUAUCCCACCAAGUACAAAGGAGACCUGCAAUGGAGGAAAGGAGUGUGGGCCGGGAUCAAUGAGAAGAAUGGGAGCCACAUACUCUUGAGUGACACCGGCGCCUUCGAGACCCUUCGCCGGCUACCUGAAGAAAGCCAAUGGGUGGCCGAACAGAUCGUCACAGCGAAGGGGCUUCCAUGGGACUAUGGUGGAAGCACAAGGCGCAAAAGAGCUUUGUAUACCUCUCGUGCGCCCGUGGUGCCGGAUUCCACGACCUUAGAGGAACUCGCCAAGGCGGCCGGCCGAGCCGCGGCAGAAACCAUUGCAGCAGCUACUCCUCGACCGGCUGGGCCUGAUGAAGCUGGGUCGGCAGGUGGGGGUCCCAUGGCCAUGGAAGUGGCAAAGUCUAGCCGCAGUCUGGAGUCAGAGGCGCCGCCGGCCACGCCCAAGAGGCCGCGGUUGCUCUUGGACAGGCCACCAGGAUCCUCACCGUCAGCAGCAAGCCCUGGUUCCCUCUACCCGCCAGGCUUUGCAGGAGUUCGGGCAGUUCAUGGUGAUGUGUGCUUGGAAGAGACUUCGUGUGCAGAGGAGUGGCUUGAUGAGGUUGGUGAGAGCCUUUGGGAGGAGGCCGAGCCGGAGGACCUUGAGAGCGAAGUGCUUCACGAUGGCGAGAAACCGCCUGAGGUCACACCAGAGGAGCUGCUCAAGCUCGACUUGGCAAGCGACCGUCACGAAGUGGAGCGCUUGAUGCAGAUGGGAGCCAUACGCCACCCCAAGGCCUCCGAGGACCUGUCUAGCUACAGCCGCUUGACGACAAAGGUCGUCCGCGAUUGGCGGAAGCGGCCAACGUGGGUAAGACUUUUUCGCUCCGGCCUCUUCGCUGGCCAUCUGCCAUGGACUGAUAGCCCAGUGGGCCUUGAACUCACCACGCUGGACGUGAAAGACGCGUAUCUGAACGUCCCGCAGAAAGCCCCCGUGGUCAUCGAGAUUGACUCCCGUGUCUUUGAGGAGGGGCCUUCUCGGAUGGUGCCCUUCGUCUUGGAGCGCCUCUUGCCGGGACAGAGAGUGGCGGCUGGUGAGUGGUUCGGGUUCAUCACCGGAAUCCUCAAGGAGGCUGGCCUUGAAAGUUUCCCGAAAGAGCCGACGUUAUUUCGAGGGGCCAAGGAGGGCGACAUGACCAGCCUGGUCCUUCAUGCAGACGACGGGUUGCUAGCCUCAACCCCCGAGGCCCGGGCACAUCUCAAAGCAAAGCUUGAAGAGAAGGUGGUGGUGCAGUUCAGCAAGCCAGCUUUACAAGUUGGUGAUGAGUUUGAGUUCUUGAAGCGGAGGUAUGUUUUGGAGCAAGAUGGUGUGGUGAUGUUUUCCAACAACAAGCACCUAGAGGGGCUGGUCAAGGCCCUGGGUGCACAGACCCGCUUCAGAGAGACCCCGGCUGACAACAGCUUUCUCGAGAAAGACACCUCGCAAGAGCUCCCAGAACACAAGGCCCGAGUGUUUCGUGAAUGCCUUGGGCGGCUCUUGUACCUCAGCCACUCAAGGCCAGAUGUGCAAUUUGCCACCUGCGCCUUGGCAAGCAGCAUGGCCAACCACCGGAGCUAUGAAAAGGCUCUGCAGGACAGAGCGUGCCUUGGCAAGCCAAGUGGAGUUGCCCUGGAGCCCGGUGGCGUGAUCAUCUUGGAGAGCGUGACUGACGCCGACUGGGGUGGGAACAAGGCCGACAGGAGGAGCAAGACCUCAGCCCAGAUCUACCUCGGAGGAAGCUUGCUCAGCUCCUUUGUCAGAUCGCAACGCUCUGUGGCACUCUCCUCGGGAGAGUCAGAGUUCAUAGCAACCGUUGCCGGCGCGGGUGAGAUGUUGUAUGUCAAGGAAUGCAUGGAGUUUGUGCUGAAAGGAUAUGCAACGAUCGAGGCCACAGCUCGCACAGACAGCGCCGCAAGCCGCGGCAUUUCUCAGCGGAUUGGGUGCGGCCGAGUUCGGCACCUGGACUGCGGCCUUUUGUGGUUGCAAGACGCAGUGAAGCGUGGCCUCCUGCGAGUGGGGCCCAUUGCCGGAUCCUGCAACCCAGCCGAUGUUGGGACCAAGCCGCCUUGUGGUCCGAAGCCCCGAGAGCUGUUGUGGAGAAGUGGGGCCAUGACGGACAGUGGAGAGCGCUAUGGGGAAAAGGAAGGUCAGGAAGCUGACCGCCAGCAGCAAGUGAACAACCUAGUUGCACACAGUUGGACCCCGUCUUGGUCGCCAAGUGAUGGCUAUGGUGGUUUUGAGGGCUUGGGCUUGGUUACGGCUAGCAGCUUCUUGGAGGAGUUUGUCGUUGCAACAACCUCGGCUAUGGCUAUGUGGCUUUUCAUCAUGAUUUGCAUGGUGGGUUUUCCUUUGUGUGUUGGCUGGGCUGCACGGAGCUUGUGGAAAGCUUGGUGGCAGGCAGAACCAACAGCCGAGCCUGAGCCGGAGGUGGAGUUCUUUGAGCCCAAUGUGAAAGAAAAGAGUGUCCAAGCAUCGCUUGGUUUGAGCCCCAGUGAAAGGCGGUGGCAAGAGGAGUACGUUGAAAGGCUGCGUGAGCACGUUCGGCGGCUGGAGGCUGCCAGAUGGCUGAGCACUUUUGGGUUGAGUGCGGACAUCCCCCAAGGCUUGGGAAAGUCCGAGGUCAAGGAGCGGCGCCAGCGGAUGGAUGAAGACCCUGUAGAGUACGAGGAGCGGGUGGACCGCUUUUCAAUGUUUUUGCAGAAAUCCAUGGUUGCCGAAGUGUCACAGGUGGGCGAUGAACGGCCACUGACACAAGGGAAAUUCUCGCCUGAUGCUUCGCUUUUCUGCACUGCUUCCUGGUCCGGCUUCAUCAAGCUCUGGAAGACCCCUUCGUGUGAUCCCGUCCUUACCAUCCGUGUUGGCGAAGACAGGUGCAACAGCGUGGCAUGGCACCCAAGUUGCAAAGGCACGCCUCCAUUCGAGGGCAACACGGUCCGCCUUGCUUCAGCUUCAGCAGACUCCAGGAUUAGCCUCUGGUCUUUGUCCGACAGCCAGCCCGUCAAUGUGCUGGAGGGCCACGAGGACCGAGUCAACAGAGUGGUGUUUCACCCCAUGGGCGAGCACGUGAUUUCCACAUCGCACGAUAUGAGCUGGCGCUUGUGGGAUGUCGAGACUACCACGGAGCUGCUGCUGCAGGAAGGUCACUCACGACCAGUCUACGGCUGCUCUGUGCACCCCGAUGGUUCUCUUGUGGCGACCAGCGACCUGGGCGGUGUUGUACGCGUUUGGGACUUGCGAAGUGGCAAGACCGUUAUGCCUCUUGCAGCACAUGGCAAGCAGGUGCUUGCGGUCGACUUCCAUCCACGGGGCACCAUCCUUGCAACAGCUAGCGACGAUCACAGCAUGCGCGUCUGGGAUCUGCGGAAGAGGAGGUGCACGCACAACCUUCUGCUCCACAACAAACUCAUCUCAGAGGUGAGCUUUGAGAAGGGGGAAGGACGCCUGGUCCUGACCUCCAGCUACGACGGCACGGUGAAGAUCUGCUCCACCACAGACUGGAAAGUCGUGAAGGCGCAGGGUUACCUCAGUGGCACUCGCUGCGGCGUGUUCCACA